This is a messenger RNA of Erinaceus europaeus (western European hedgehog), 4405 nucleotides long. RefSeq names its product FERM domain containing kindlin 1 (gene FERMT1). NCBI's taxonomy places the organism in Eukaryota, Metazoa, Chordata, Mammalia, Eulipotyphla, Erinaceidae. Gene Ontology annotation, biological process: integrin-mediated signaling pathway; cell-matrix adhesion. The transcript is spliced from 15 exons. Gene Ontology annotation, molecular function: integrin binding. The record is from RefSeq and is a predicted model, not a curated record. Gene Ontology annotation, cellular component: focal adhesion. The coding region runs from base 314 to 2347 and encodes 677 amino acids.
CAGAGGGCGCUAUAACAGGAAGGCUAGGCGUGUGCGCACCUGCCCUUGAGCCCGGAGCCCACCCACCAGAUCUCAGCUACUGGUGCAGCCUCUGCGGGAGAUCCCCGAGCAAUUAAGCAAGUGGGUCACAGGCCCUCGCCUGCUGCAUUCCCGAAGGGAUAGACAGCGUGCCCAACUUCGCCGGUGUCUGCCCGCAACCCCGCCUGGACCUUGGGUGGCCGACUCCCCGUCUCCAGGAGGAGGACUUCUCCACGUGUCCGCCCGAAAGUUGCACUCAACGGGAGCAGGAAAGGAGCAGACAUCUGUAUUUGCCAUGAUGCUCUCACCCGAUGACUUUGCAUCUGCUUCUUGGGAGCUCGUGGUCCGAGUUGACAAUCCAAAUGAGGAGCAGAAAGAAACCAAGCUGAGAGUGUCUGGAGACCUGCAUAUUGGGGGAGUGAUGCUCAAGUUAGUAGAACAUAUCAAGAUACAACGAGACUGGUCAGAUUUUGCUCUUUGGUGGGAACAGAAGCAUUGCUGGCUUCUGAAAACACACUGGACACUGGACAAAUAUGGUGUCCAGGCAGAUGCAAACCUUCUCUUUACCCCUCAGCACAAAAUGCUGCGCCUUCGCCUGCCAAAUGUAAAGACAGUGAGAUUACGAGUCAGCUUCUCAGCUGUGGUUUUCAAAGCUGUCAGUGACAUCUGCAGGACACUGAAUAUUAGAAGAUCAGAGGAACUUUCCUUACUAAAGCCUUCUGAGGACUAUUUUAAGAAGAAAAAGAAAAAAGACAAAAAUAAUAAGGAGCCCAUAAUUGAAGAAGUUUUAAACCUGGAGAAUUCUCCAACAGUUUCAGGUUCACCAGUAAGUCCUGGCUUAUACAGUAAAACCAUGAUGCCCACAUAUGACCCUAUCAAUGGAACUCCAGCAUCAUCCACCAUGACUUGGUUCAGUGACAGCCCUUUGACAGAACAAAACUGUAGAAUCCUGGCUUCCAGCCAACCCCCCCAGUCUCCAGAAGCACUUGCUGAAAUGUACCAACCUCGGUCUCUAGUUGACAAAGCCAAGCUGAACUCCGGCUGGCUAGACUCCUCGCGUUCCCUUAUGGAGCAAGGAAUCCAGGAGGAUGAGCAGCUUCUGUUACGAUUUAAAUACUACACUUUCUUUGACUUGAAUCCCAAAUAUGAUGCUGUUCGAAUAAACCAACUAUAUGAACAAGCACGGUGGGCCAUUCUUUUAGAAGAAAUUGACUGCACAGAAGAAGAAAUGUUGAUCUUUGCCGCACUGCAGUAUCACAUUAGCAAACUGUCAUUAUCAACUGACAUACAGGAUUUUACCAGUGAAUCUGAAGUGGAUGAAGUUGAAGCAGCUCUGUCUAAUUUGGAGGUGACCCUAGAAGGUGGAAAAGCAGAAAGCACUUUGGAGGACAUUACUGAUAUCCCUAAACUUGCAGAUUAUCUCAAAUUAUUUAGGCCAAAGAAGCUACUAUUAAAAGCUUUCAAGCAAUACUGGUUUGUCUUUAAAGACACAUCUAUAACCUACUUUAAAAAUAAGGAAGUUGAACAUGGAGAACCAGUAGAAAGACUAAAUCUUAGAGGCUGUGAAGUUGUGCCAGAUGUUAAUGUAUCGGGAAGAAAAUUUGGAAUCAAGUUACUGAUACCUGUUGCUGAUGGCAUGAAUGAAGUAUAUCUGAGAUGUGAAUAUGAACUUCAGUAUGCCAAGUGGAUGGCUGCCUGUGUCUUGGCAUCAAAAGGCAAAACCAUGGCAGACAGCUCCUACCAGCCAGAGGUCCAAACCCUCCUCUCAUUUCUAAGUAUGAAGAACCGGAACUCAAACUCUCAGGUGGCUUCAAGUCUCGAAAACCUGGACAUGAACCCAGAAUGUUUUGUGUCACCUCGGUGUGCAAAAAAGCACAAGUCUAAACAGCUGGCAGCACGGAUACUUGAAGCCCAUCAGAACGUGGCCCAGAUGCCCCUGAUUGAAGCCAAGCUGCGGUUCAUCCAGGCGUGGCAAUCUCUACCUGAAUUUGGUCUCACCUAUUACAUUGUCAGAUUUAAAGGAAGCAAGAAAGAUGACAUUUUGGGAGUCUCAUAUAAUAGACUCAUUAGAAUCGAUGCAGUCACUGGAAUUCCAGUUACAACAUGGAGAUUCGCAAACAUGAAACAGUGGAAUGUAAACUGGGAAAUCCGGCAGGUGGCGAUUGAGUUUGAUCAGAACGUGUCCAUUGCGUUCACCUGCCUAAGUGCGGAUUGCAAGGUUGUGCAUGAAUGCAUCGGAGGCUACAUUUUCCUGUCCACCCGCUCCAAGGGCCAGAAUGAAACACUGGAUGAGGAUCUCUUCCACAAGUUGACUGGCGGCCAGGAAUGAAGCAAAACCAGACCUUCUGGGCCUCUGUGCAGAGGACAAGCCAGAGGUAGCCUUUGUGGAUGGACAGGAUCUGUGACUUGACAGCAUGUAGAUACCAGACUAUGCUCACCACCUGUUACCCAGAUCCUCCCCUCCUUUCAAAACACUGCCUGGCCCACCCCUGUCUUUAUUUUGCCCUGUUCAACCCACAGCAGGAGGGGUUACCACUAGCUUUUCUCUGAAAUGGGUGGAUGGGAAACAGGCUGGAAUUCAAGGCUGGACUACAGGAUGUGUAGUCACCAUCCUGUGACUUGCAGGACCUGCCAAGUGUGUGACUGGAAGUUGUCCUUGUGCUUAUCUGCCUUACUGCUAAGUCAGUAGAUCGAAAGGUUAAAGAUGUAAGUAGCAAGGACGACUCCUAUUCCACAACCUUAAGCAUGUAAAGAAAAAUAUCUUCCUUUAACAUGGCAGACCUGCUGUGAGCUGCCAUGCUGUGUAAAUCAUAGUGGGUGCCAACAUGUAUACAUUCUUUUUCUGGGGUAGAGAGAGGAGUAAAGAAGUUACCCUAGGGGGUAGGGGUAGAUAGCAUAAUGGUUAUGCAGAAGAGACUCUCAUGCCUGAGACUCCAGAGUCCCAGAGUCAAUCCCCUAUACGACCAUAAAACAGAGCUGAGUAGUGCUCUGGUAAGGAAAAAAAAAAAAGAAUUACCUGAUGCCAUUUGGUGACGAGGGGUCAGAGCAGUGACCCUCAGUGUCAUCUUUGAUAGUAGCUUCUCUGUUCUUGGGCAUUGGUUCCCUCAGAUUACUGCCAUCACCCACAUUCCCAUUUCGUUCUCUGGGAAUUCUCAGUCAACUCUAAAGCCUUCUCAAAGGCAUGGGAAAAUCCAUGGGCAUGGUUUCCUCAGUUCAUGAAAGCCAGCUCCCAGCAUCAGCACUUCUAGGGUGCUCUCCAUCCUAACUGUGAGGGAAAGAAGCCAGAACAGGCAGGGCCUUUCUUCAAAGACCACCAAGCUCAAGGCCUAAGGAUCCGCCACUAGCUUUAGACUAUGGGGUUUGAAUGUGGGUGAUAGGGAAAAGCAUCUUUUAGAUCAACAGAGAGCUCAUGUGUGUGACACAGACCCAGCCCCCACAACACUAGGGGAAGCUUCUGUGCUGUGGCAUCUCCCCACACCUCUCCCCCAUUCCCUCUCCCUCUCUCUCUCUCCCUACUCCUACCACUACCACUACCCCCCCCCCAUUAUUUGGUUUGGGGGGUUAGAUAGAGCUAAAAGGGCAGAAAGAAAGCAUGAAAGAGGGAGCCGGGUGGUAGCGCAGUGGGUUAAGUGCAAGUGGCACAAAGUGCAGGGACUGGCGCAAAGUGCAGGGACUGCUGUAAGGAUCCCGGUUCGAGCACCCGGCUCCCCACCUGCAGGGGAGUCACUUCACAGGCAGUGAAGCAGGUCUGCAAGUGUCUAUCUUUCUCUCCCCUCUCUGUCUUCCCCUCCUUUCUCCAUUUCUCUCUGUCCUAUCCAACAACAACGACAAUAACAAUAAUAACUACAACAAUAAAACAACAAGGGCAACAAAAGGGAAUAAAUAAAUAAAUAUUUUUUUAAAAAAACUAAAAAAAAAAAGAAAGCAUGAAAGAAACCACAGCACUGAAACUUCCUUCAGUGUGGUAGAAGCUGAGUUCAAACCUGGUUCAUACACAUGGCAAAGCAACACACUUAAGUGAGCUAUUUUGUUAGCCCUCUCUAUCUUUAAAAAAAAAUGGCCCAGAGCAAUGACCAAAAAAAAAAAAGGAAAAAAAUUGUUAAUACUAAUCAAUGUUUUCUAGAAUUUGGUGUCUGUUUGUCUAACACCUAGUCUCUCCCCUGCAGCCCUUUGACUUUUGCCAGCCAAAAGCUAACAAUAGACCCUUUCUCUGCAUUCUGCAGUGACACCCAGCCUGGAGGCAUAAGUGUAGGCCAAAUAGCUGUUGCUUUUUCUGUUUGGGUUUUGGGUUUUGAGGAGGUAAAAAGCAGUACCAGAGUUAAGGGAAAUGUAAGGUAGUGUUUCAUUAAUAAAUAAAACAUUUAUGAGUAUUUUCCUGUUACACAAA